Alosa sapidissima (American shad) is the source of this 4480-nucleotide messenger RNA. RefSeq names its product connector enhancer of kinase suppressor of ras 2-like. The transcript is spliced from 24 exons. Gene Ontology annotation, molecular function: protein binding. Gene Ontology annotation, cellular component: cytoplasm; membrane. NCBI's taxonomy places the organism in Eukaryota, Metazoa, Chordata, Actinopteri, Clupeiformes, Clupeidae. The record is from RefSeq and is a predicted model, not a curated record. Gene Ontology annotation, biological process: regulation of signal transduction. The coding region runs from base 274 to 3621 and encodes 1115 amino acids.
GAGGUGGGAGUGAGCAGCGGAGACACCAACAGAUCUGCGCGAGCUAGAGAGAGAGAGAGAGAGAGACCGUGUGUGCGCGAUUGCACCACCGCAUCCUUGCCACUCAACUCAACAUCAUGCUUUGAAGGAUGACAUGAGCGUUAUUUGUUUUAUGUGUUGAGACCUAAUAGUUCUGGAUGGAUCUCCAAUGCAACUGAUAUACCCGGUCACGACGUCCAACGAAACCGUCUCCUUUGCCUUGGCACUAAUUCAGAAGACGUUGUGACAUAGACUAUGGCCUUGGUUAUGGAACCAAUCAGUAAAUGGACAGCCAAGCAAGUCCUGGACUGGAUGAAAGGCCUGGAUGACUGUCUGCAGCAGUACAUCAAGAACUUUGAGCGGGAGAAGAUCAGCGGGGAGCAGCUCCUGCACAUCACGCACCAGGAGCUGGAGGAGCUGGGGGUGACGCGCAUCGGACACCAGGAGCUCAUCCUGGAGGCUGUGGACCUGCUGUGCGCUCUGAACUAUGGCUUGGAGACAGAGAACCUCCGGACCCUGUCCCACAAACUCAACGCCUCUGCCAAGAACCUACAGAACUUCAUCCUGGGACGGCGCCGCGGGGGUCACUACGACGGCCGGGCCUCACGCCGGCUCCCAAACGACUUUCUCACCUCAGUGGUGGACCUGAUCGGGGCGGCCAAGAACCUCCUGGCCUGGCUGGACAGGUCCCCAUUCGUCAGUGUGACUGAAUACUCACUGCUCAAGAACAACAUAGUUCAGCUGUGUCUAGAGUUGACCACCAUUGUACAACAGGACUGUACUGUGUACGAGACAGAGAACAAGAUCCUCCAUGUGUGUAAGACUCUGUCUGGGAUCUGUGACCACAUCAUCUCGCUAUCGUCCGACUCACUGGUCUCUCAGUCGGCCCACCUGGAGGUGGUGCACCUGACCAACAUCAUGCCCAGUGAAGGCCUGGGGAUGUACAUCAAGUCGACGUACGACGGGCUACAUGUGAUCACGGGGACCACAGAAAACUCUCCUGCUGACCAGUGUAAGAAGAUCCACGCUGGGGACGAGGUGAUUCAGGUCAACCACCAGACUGUGGUGGGCUGGCAGCUGAAGAACCUGGUGAAUGCCCUGCGGGAGGACCCCAGCGGCGUCAUCCUCACACUGAAGAAGAGGCCCCAGAACACCCUGAGCUCCACGCCCGCGCUGCUGAAGAACGUCCGCUGGAAGCCCCUGGCCCUGCAGCCCAUCUCAACCAACUCCACCAGUACGUCCACGACCCCUAGCAGCACAAUGGCCUCUCAGAUCGACGGCUCCAACAUGCAGGACGUCUUUAUCCUGUCCCCCGUCUCUGGACUCUACGGAGCCAGAGACGAGAUGGGCAUAAUGUCCUGUGACAACAUCGGCAAAUACAGCAUGAGCAAGUCCAGCUCUAAAUGCUCGGAGUCCCUGAGCUACUAUCUGGACCAGGAGAGCGGCAAGUUCUACUCGCUAAUGGAGGGGGAGGGGGUCCCCGUUGGCCCUGAGUACGACAGGGGUCGAUCCACCGGUGUCCGCAGGCGAGAGAAGACCCCAACCCACGGCGACCUCAGGCCCGUGUCGAUGCCCGCGGAGUACAACUGGAUGGCUGAGGCAAAGGAGCCCAAUAUGUACAAGAGGGGCAGCCGAGACUCGGACACCUCGCUGCUGCGUUACCUUAGCGACGACAAGAUCCUGGUGAUCCAGGAGGAGGGGGAGCCGGGGCGGGAGUGCAAACGCGACACCAGCCGCCGCUCACGCAAGAAGAGCAAGACUCCCAGCAGCCCCAGCUUUCCCAUCAGCCCCUCGCUGCUGGCGUCCAACGUGCGCCUGGACGCACAACCGCCCGAGGGCUUGCCCUUCCCCCUGUCCGAGAACAACACCAUGCCCUUCUACCACCAGCAGAGAGCUGGGGACACACUACGAGUUGAAACAACAGACACCAGGUACAGUGUCUCUGCGAUCGAGAGACAAACAGGGUCAUCAGGCAGAAAGGUCAGUGAUGGAACAUCUUUUCACUACACCUCCUUGAGAACGAAAACCAAAAAGAGGUCUAAAGGUUCCCUGACCAGCGGGAGUCGCCGGAGGAUCUCCUGUAAGGACCUGGGCCACGGCGACUGCGAGGGCUGGCUGUGGAAGAAGAAAGACGCCAAAGGCUACUUCACGCAGAAGUGGAAAAAGUACUGGUUCAUCCUCAAGGACUCGUGCCUCUACUGGUACCAGAACCAGAACGACGAGAAAGCAGAGGGCUUCAUCAGUCUCCCAGAGUUCAGAAUAGACAGAGCCAUCGAGUGCAGGCGGAAAUUCGCUUUCAAAGCCUGCCACCCUAAAAUCAAGAGUUUCUUCUUUGCCACUGACUGUUUGGAAGAAAUGAACAGGUGGAUGAACCGUCUGGGCCUUGCAGCCAUUGGCUACACACCCGAUGACAAGGUGCCGCGUCCAGAUGAAGACUACUGGAGUGAGAGUGACCAGGAUGAAAUGGACGGGUCCAUGACCUUAAAACAAGACGGACCAUCAUCGCUGUGUGACACCUACCAUCGCACUCCCUCGCUCACCUCCUCGUCCAGCCCCUUCCCCGAGCACCAGGCGCGCCACUUCUCCAGCGACCAGUCCACCACCUACUCGCACUCGUCCGCCGAGGACUCCACUUCGGCCGGCGGCGGAGGAGGAGGCGGAGGAGGAGGCGGCGGACGCUCCACGCACCGCGAGCGCCGCUCCUGGCAGGACCUCAUCGAGACGCCGCUGACCAGCUCCGGCCUGCACUUCCUGCAGACGGUGCCCCCGGGCGGGGGUGGAGGUAGCGGGGGAGAGGGCGAGGUGGGAGACGGUUACGGUAGCGGAGGCGGCGGAGGAGGAGGAGGGUCGGGCGGGCGGUUAUCGAUGUCGCCGGAUCGGCGGAGACAGGCGACGCUGCCCGUGCGCAGGCACCACCACGUGGACCGCGACGGGCCGUUCCCGCUGGUGGAUAGCGCGGGCGAUCGGGGCAGCAGCGGUGGUGGCGCUGGCGGAGGGGAGAAGCACGGGCAUCGGCGCACGCACAAGCAGCGCAGCCAGAGCCUGCCACGGAACCGCGAGCUGCGACCGCCGCGCUCACACACCUCCGCCAGCGCCACGCGGGCACACGCGCACCAGGAGAGGAGCGAGGAUGACGAGGGACCCUCCAACACACACAGCGACGAAGGCAAAGAAGCGAGUGAGGAGCAUGAGGGCAGUAGUGCGGCAUCGGCACCGGCCGAUGGCCUUGAGGAGCUGUACCGCUCUCUGGAGCAGGCCAACCUCUCCGCCCUGGGUGACCUGAGACCCACCACCAAGCAGGAGUUCCGCCGCACCUUCCUCCGUCGCUGCGGUGACCCCGUCGUCAACGACAAGCUGCACCAUGUCCGAGCCCUCAACAGCACACUCAAGGCUAAGGAGGGCGAGCUGGCCCUGAUCAACAAGCUGCUGGAGGACCCACAGGUCACCUCCAAGAAGCUGCGCGAGUGGAAGCAGUGGCACCACGAGCUCUUCCUGGACAUCUGCGAGUUCAGCUCGGCCAACAACGGCGCGGCAAGCGACGCCUCACCCCUCGCCGCCCCGCUGAUGAUGCACACGCACUCCUUCAUCGAGACCCACGUGUAGGGUGCCAUGGAGACGGGGAGGGGGGUGAUGGGGGAGGGGGGGGGGGGUGACAGCCAGAGGAUGCCACUCUGCCACCACCCCCCCCCCCUCCCCCAACCAACCCCCAACCAACCCCCAACCGUCGCCUCUUAAAUUCACCUUUAAAACUCUUUCUUUCUUUUUCUCUUACACUACUGUCUGUCUAUGUUCUUUUUUUAAUUUCUUUUCUUUUCUUUCUGUUGUUCCACACCCGAUGUGACCGACCGACCAACCAACCACUGUAAGAAGUGUACAUACAGCACUGGGUCCUAGCAGCUCCAGAGUGCAUACUGUGGACUCCCCACAGUCCGUGGAAAGCCCCAAAGGGUGCCUAAUGCAUGCCUGAAGAGAAAGUAGUACUCUUCCUCUUUAUUUCUCUUAGUUUGUCGAACUCAGAGUUGUAGAAAUAUCUAGCUCAGUUGCGACCUUGAUCAUAAUUAGAAUUUCUUUACUCUUGUUUUCUUUAGAUCUUUUGGCAUGUGGGAGUGUGAGACUUACUUUUUUCAUUUAUUCCUCUAUGUUCUUUUUUAGAUGGGGUGGGAAUGGGGCUUAGAUGGGGUGGGAAUGGUUGGAUAUAGUAGCAAUACAGAAGUAAAGCAUUUCUGCCACAACACUGUACUUUUUUGUACAGAGCCGGAUUCCCAGCUCUCCCUCCUUCCCUCGGAACGCCCUGCCUUGCCUGCUCGUCUAACUGUGGACUCUCCCCAUGGACACCUCUGCUGAAUUCAAAAUGAGCCGGAGUGUGGAUCCUACUCAAACCUCUCACUGGACACGACUGGACACAGGCGAGCCCCCUGCACUUCAGUCGACCUGGAAAAGAGAAAUAAAGACCUUAAUGAUU